Molecule: messenger RNA, 3091 nt
Organism: Nilaparvata lugens (brown planthopper)
Lineage: Eukaryota; Metazoa; Arthropoda; Insecta; Hemiptera; Delphacidae
Exons: 6
Coding region: 226-1707 (493 amino acids)
Source: RefSeq, a predicted model, not a curated record
GGUAGAGAAAGAGGAGCUGGAGGAGGAAGAGGACGAGGAAUAGAAGAAGGAAGAGGAGGAGAAGAAAGAGAAAGAGGAGCUGGAGGAAGAAGAGAUUGUGAAGAAAGGAGACUAAGUAAAGAAGGAGUUGUUGGUGUAGACGGAGUAGGUAGAGGAGAAGGAGAAGGAGAAGGAGGAGGAGACUUGGACGCUGAGAAUCAAAUAGAAUCGGAUAACGGAACAGAAAUGUCUGACAAUGACUUUCCUCUGGAGGCGAAAUCCUCUGAUCCAGCCUCUGUACCGGUCAAUUUUAGCGAUUACUAUAUUCAAUUUGCGCACUGUGCCAUCAAGAACUUGACAUUGACGCGGCUUGAUCGCGAGGAAUUGGAAAAUACCUCAAAACGACCAGUGAGAUUUCUAGCAAGGUUCUAUCAUAAAAGACGUGCACAGAUUUCAGAAGGUCAGAAAGAAGAGGAAGAUUCGUCUUCAUUUCUGGCGAAGGAAAUUUCUCAAAGCAAGGAAAAACUGGAAAGGUCCUUGCCUAUUCAAUAUGGCGCUCAUACCGUGAAGACAGAUACAUUUUCGAGAAUUACUAGGCGAGCACAACCUUCAGAAGAACAAGGAGGAUCAGAAUCGUCUUCAUUUCUGUCGAAAUACGGUUUUCAAAGCAAGGAAAACGUGAAGAAGUCUCAGCCUGUUCAGUAUGGUGCCAAUACAAUCAGAUCAGAUGAAUGGCCUAGAAUCAGUCGAAUGAGAGCUCAAGCUGAUGAACAGUUUAACGAUGCUUCGGUCACCAGCAAGAACAAACUCUACAAAAGCGGCUUGGAGCUCCUGGAUGCUGUCUAUGGACCAAACCCCGGCAACGAAAAACAGAAAACUCUCAACCACCUGUCAGUGACACCUCCCAAGUGCACUUUCUCGCCCAUCUCCGGAGAUAUCUCCUCGAUCUCCGCGCCGUUCGUGAACCCUGUCAACGGGAAACGUGAUUGGUUGCCCGCUUUCAAGUCCACCAGUCCACCUGUUACCAAACCGUGUGUGUGCUACAAAAGUGGGAGUUGCGAUUUUAUGUCCUGUGAUGACGAUUCCUGCCAGAACAACGUCAUAAACUAUGACUUUAUGUCGGCUAGAAACGGUGUUAAUGAACAGGGUUUAGGGAGGUUUGAGUUUAUGACUGUUGGGAACAGGUCUAGUCAACAGAAUAUUGGAAAAAAGGAUUUUAUGAUCUCUGGGAACGGUUCUAGUCAGCAAAAAGUCGGGAAUUGUGAUUUUGUGACCUCUGGAAACAUUUAUAGUGGAAAAAAUGUUGUAAAUGACAAUUUUAUGACAGUUGGGAAUGGUUAUAAUCUACAAAAUUCAGGAAAUAAUGGAUUUAUAACUCAUGGAAACAGUUCUAGUGGACAUCAAAUCGGGAACUAUAAGUUUAUGACUUGUGGAAAUGGUGGGAAACCUAGUAAGUCGUGUCUGGUGAACGAUGCAAGGGUGAAAAAUAGCGAUGACCUUGAAAUGACCUUGGGUCGCAGUAGGACAGCUGUUUCAACAGCUGAUUGUUUGACGAUUUUGCCGCCAAAGUCGGAGAGGUGGGGAGCGUCAGGGUUGGAGACUAAGUUGAAGAUCAAACUUGAAGACACUUCAGAUGAUAGAAAAGACUUCCUGACCAUACCGCUUAGACCCAGAGAAACUGCCAGAGAAUCCCCCGAUAUACUGUAUUAUCCUCGUAGAAUGUUCUAGAAUUAGUUGGGUCCAGUUUAUUUGAUUUCAGAUUAUAUAAAUUAUGAUUCAAAGUUCUAAAAAAGUAUUAUUGGUAACUCCUUGAAAAACUUUUCAAUUACAUUUUGUCAUGACUGACUUUAUCAAGUCUUAUUAUCAAUGACAUAGAAUUUGCUUCAUUAUCAGACUUUAUCUGAUCCUUUAUCUCCAGACUUCAAGUCUUAUUAUCAAUGGCAUGAGAUUUGAGCCCUGAAUUUCUGCUAUUCAGUAAAAGAAUACCAUUGGUUGUUAUGUGAGUGUCCACACAAUCGCCGACUGAAAAUGCAUGAACUCUCCCAUAAGAAUCUAUGUUAUUCUAAUUAUACUUUCAUCGAAAAGCAGAGCCUCAGUUAUGUAAGUUCGUAUCUAAUCAGAUCAUGUUUAUUAGAAAAAAUAAGAUAAUGUUGUACAAUAAGCUCAAGUUGAAAAAUAAACCGAAUAAAUCCUAUUAGAUUAAAUUGCAAUGCUAUCAUCAAGUCUUACUCUUUUGUCGUUAGUUGUGUAUAAAGAUAGUUGUGUCAAAUAUCUUAGUUGUGUUAGAAUGCAAUAUCACGUUCAAAUUAACUAUCAGUUUGUAUUAUUGUAUCAGAUUGUAGUUGCUUUUUAAAAAAGUAUCAAUGAAACAUCCAUAAUUCUUAUAAGUGAUAUUAAUAAUUCAAUUGUAUGGUAAGAUAUGUUGAGGUAUUUCUCCUUAAUUUAACGAAAAAGACGUUGAUGUUGUCAAUACCAAAGUAUUACAACGUAUUUUAGUUGUAAGUACUAUAUUUUUUCAAAAUUGAUUCACAUUACAGCACCAGGUUUCAUGGUAACAUUUACCACAUUAGUUCAGCUGAAGAUGAGUAUAUAGUGGUAUUGACAACUUCAACGUCUUUUCCUUUCAAUGAUAUUAAUCAGUAUAUUUUGAAAUGAAUUAAAAUGUAACCAGUCUGAAAAUGUCAUUUGAGUUGAUCUGUUAACUGUAAAUAAGUGUAGUGGAUUAAGCUGGAAGAUAAAUGAUAAUAUCAUUAUAUAAAAUAUAUUAUAUUUUGUUAUCUUUGUCUGAAUAAAAUUUGGUUUUGUAUAUAUAUUUUUUAUCAUUGUUGAAUAUUUAAUUGUGCUGGAAGAGAUAUAAUAUAUUUUGGUAUUUUUGUCUAAAUAAAAAUUGAUUUUCUACGGAUUUUUUCAAUAAUAAAUUGUUAAAUAUUCAUUUGUGUAGAAAUGACUUAUUUGCUCUCAUUGUUGUUGAAUAUGGGUGAACUUCAUGUGUUCUGUUGAAUAUAUAGAUAUACUUGAUUAUUUUUCAGUAUUAAUAAAGUUUAUUUAUGUUGAAGAGAUAUAUUUUUGUUUAUUGUUGAAUAUGAAUAAAGUUUAUCAUUAUUGAUUUUUA